This is a messenger RNA of Paraphaeosphaeria sporulosa, 975 nucleotides long. RefSeq lists its product as uncharacterized. NCBI's taxonomy places the organism in Eukaryota, Fungi, Ascomycota, Dothideomycetes, Pleosporales, Didymosphaeriaceae. The transcript has a single exon. The record is from RefSeq and is a predicted model, not a curated record. Bases 127 to 741 code for a protein of 204 amino acids.
AGGGCCAGGAGAUGGCUGAUGGCCGGCGACGGCACACUGCCCUGGAGCCCUGGAGCGACCACUGCACCACCGGCCCGCUGACAGCCCACUGGUGCCGGUCGCGUUGAAUUGGCAAAGGGGUCAGUCAUGAAGACGCUCGUCUCAGCUCAGCCGUCGAGGGACUCGGUCAGCACGGUUGUUUUCGCGCAACAGCCAGAGUCCGGACAGGGCUGCCGGGACGGGGUGCGCAGCAGAGCACGGGAGCCAGUCCUCGCUGGCAGGCGGAGAAGACACUGCUCAGCACUCGCCCAGCACACGAUCUCGCGGGCUGGAGCGCUGCCGGUGCGACCUGAGGUGCUCAGCGUAGUGAGCCAUGCUGCUCGGCUUCAGCUUCGACCGGGCGGCUUGGAGGCGUUGGGGAGGCGCCCGGCUGUUUGGUGUCUCAUCGAGGGCUCGGGGCUCGUUGCUGGCUCUUUGAGGUCGACGCCAGGUGACGGCGGCGACCACGGCCACAACAGCAAUCAGGCAGGUGCGAGACCGCCUCGGCGAGUGUGGGAGAGCGCCGGCCGGGGCGUGCAGACGCAGGCUCGCAGACGCAGGCACCGCAACGGCAGCGCGGCAGCCCCUUCACGCAGCGCCCGCGCAGCGUGCAGCGUCGCACAUGUGCCUACAACAAAGGGCGCCGUCCGCUCCACUGCUCAAGUAGCCUUUCCGUACCAGACGCGGGCCCGUGCGCGUGUCUGUCCGCGAUUUCGUAGUUGACCACCCGUGCGUGCGGUGCGUGCCAUCUGCGCUGCGACUGCGUCCACGGCCCACCGCAUUCUGCAUCUCCCCUCGCCUGUGCCGUGUACUUGCUCGCUGCGUCUUCUGCAAUCCGCCAUCUACGCCCGCCGUACCGCGAACGCUCCCCCCCCCACGGCUGUAUUCCUUUUAGCGCUCGACGUCGCCCUCGCCCCUCGUUCAGCGAAUCGACUUGCACCACCUCCACCAGGGGCC